GAGACGUAAGUUGAGUAGACGCAGGCAUGUGGCUCGCUCGCAUUUCUGUCCCGAUGUGGGUUUUUCCAACACUUGCAUACCUUGUGGUGGCCGCAAAAGCUCAGACGUACUUAGUUUGCAAGAUUCCACAUUCCCACAAAUGCACGAUGUGGCGCUACACUCAAGAUGAAAACUCUGUUGACGUUUCAUUUGGUCGCACAGCUAAAAGUUAUCUUUACUGCGGAUUUACAACUAUUAACCCUCGAAAAUUACAUCGAAAGAUUAUAUCGAUUGAAUCAAUAAGCUACCAUGGAUUAAGGAAGACACUGAACUGUAAGCGAAUAGAAGAGGCUGGUGAACUGAACAAUUUGCAGGAACUGGAGCCACUGAGUGGACUACCACGAACUCGGAGGCAGGCACCCUACCAUCCCCGUGGACGGUAUCGAGGGCAAACACAGUCACAAUACUUAUCUAUAGAUCGGGGAGGGAAGGACGAAGGCAAAGCUGAAGCCCAGUCAGCGGCAGAUACAUCCAAAGCCAGCGUCAGUGGUAGCAGUGGUAUGGGACAAGCUCAAAGUCAAUCUAUUUUUGAUCCAAGUUGUGAUGACUGUUAUGGAAAAGCAGCACAAGAUGAUGAAAUUCUAAAACGAGGUCCAUAUAAUCCAGCCGGAAUAACUGGUGGUCAAAACCCGAAUUGGGUUGGCGGUGAUCAAACACCAGGAGUAUAUAACAAUGGUUAUCCUCACAAAACGAGCAAUUCUCCUAGCCAAAAUCGUCGUGGACCUAAUCAAAACGGUCUCUCUUUAAGUCCUGACGGACAAGUUGUGGGAAAUUUGCAAAACCCAGGCAUUAUAUAUGACGGCCCUGGAAAAGUAUAUGGACCAACAAGUGACUAUAGCUCCAACGGGUUUGGACCAACUGGGAUGGGCACAAAUGGUCAAUAUGGACCUGAAAACAUUCAAGGUAACAAAGGGUCUAAAUCUAUUAACACACCAGAUACAAAUACAAAUAAUGGCCAGAAUAUAAAAAACGACAUAAAUGGCUUUCAUCCACCAGGUCGCGGUAGUAAUCUGCCAAAUUCAAAUAUCGAAAAUGGACAAGACACAGGAUACGUUCCACAAUUUAAUAACGGCUAUCAAAAUGGUCCUACAACUGGUCCAGGAGGAUAUAGAACUGGAGGUGGUGGAUUGGCCUUACCUAACCAUGUCACACCAGGUUAUAUAUCUGGUCAACCCGGAAACAGAUAUGGUCAACCAAUAGCUGAACAAAGUGGCUAUAUUCCUAAAUCUCCCGCGAGUGAUGCAGUUUACGGGCCUACAAAUAAUGGUUAUGAUAUCCCCGGACAAACACAGCCACAUCAUGGCUAUGAAUACCCGUAUUCAUACCAAAAUCCACAACAAACAAAGCCAACGGGAGAAUAUGAUCCAAAUAUUCGGUUGACUAAUGGUAAUUAUAUACCAAGACAAAGCAAUGGUGAUGGAGAGUAUAAUCCUCUAAAAUCUAAUGGCCAUAAUUUAGGUCAAAUCACACCAGACGGCUAUUACAAUCCAAUACAAAAUAACAGAAAUAAUGUAUUUAGACCAGGAGAAGUUGAUAUGUCUAAUGGAAAAGUACCUAAUCAAGAUGGAUCACUGCCCCCGGGUCAAUUAACUGUUCCUAGCAGCGGGAAUAAUAGACCGGAUAGUCAAACAUCGGGAGGGUCAAUUGAUGUAUCACCGGGUCGCACCCCUUAUUCUAGCAACGGAUCCCCCACUAGCGUUCAUACUAAUCCAAAUAUGAACCAAAACCUUCCAUCACCUGUUCAUGGAAGUCAACCUAAUUGGCAAACCGCAUCUGGUCCAUAUAAUGGACCAGGGGGGACAAAUUAUUUUUGUUGCGUACUUCCAAGCGGUCAAAAUAUGCCAAGUUCGAUAUAUCCUAAUUACUAUGGACAAGGAAAUGGACCAUCAUCUACAAAUAUACAAAACGUUCCUAACAAUUUAUUAGCAACUGGUACAGGAUCACAUGAACCACGCCUGGGAGAGAGUCAAGGUUCACCAUAUCCCUCAGUAGGCGGAGGGCAACAUAUUCCAGGAACUUUAUACAAUGAUUUUCCUUUACCAGGACAACAAAAUAAUCCUAAUACUAAUGUAAAUCCGUAUACACAGAUUCAACAAGGUCCUGGUGAACAAAGUUCAUAUAAUAUUCCUAAUAAUGGAGUUAACAACCGUGCUAAUCCAAUUGGAGGAGGUACAAGAAAUUACGGCCCAAGUCAAAUUGAUACUUUGGUGCAGCGUGGACAACCAGGUAGAAAUAAUGGUAAUGGAAAUCUUGCUGGUACUGUAAGCGAUAUUCCAUACAAUUCGGGGAAUCAAGGAGGUCCAAGUGGAGCUGUAAAUAAUAGAUAUGCACCAGGAACUUCAGAAAUAAACUAUGGUACAAGAUAUCCAACAGUAAAUGGGCAUAGGGGUCCGUAUAGCGUAGGGCUUGGAGAUUCAGGGAAUCAAGGAAAUCCGUAUGCUUCUGUUCCAGUAGGACAAAAUUAUGGACCUGGUAGUCCAGUAAAUCAAAAUGGGCCUGGUUCAGUACAUACAGGAAAUUUUAACAACCCUUAUGGAAAUGUUCCUAACCCAAAUGGUAUUAGCGUGCCUGGACCAUAUACUGCUAACAGCCCCGGAAGUUCCUAUUUAGGUUCUAGAAGUGGUGUACCUGGAGAACAAUCCAUGGCUGGGAAUGGGAAAAUUGAUACAACUCGCUUUAAUAUGGAUGCCAAUGUACCAACUAACUUUAAUGCAGGACAAGGUACCCCCAAUGAUAACCGUGGCCUUAAUCAGCAACUUCCAGGUUAUGAUGCUAUGGGUUUAAAUAAACGUCCCAAUAUUAAUAACCCUUCCUAUCCUGUAAAUGGGGUGCUAGGAACGGCUGAUCCCCAAGUAAAUAGUCCGUAUGGUGGACAAGACGUUAGUAAAAAUAUGGGACCAAAUGGACAAUUUCCAUAUAGGGAAUAUGGUACAGGGUUAAACCCUCCAAUUGGAACACAAGCUCAAGAGCAAUUCAAUCCACAAAAACCUAUUAGUCAAGGCUCCAUGGGGACUGGGCCAGGAUCUGUAUCACAAAAUGGAUACAACGAAGAACCACAAAACUAUAUCGACCCUAACCUAGCAAUUGCUGAUGGCGAUGGAUCUCAAGCAGAAGCAGUUGUGUCUCAAGCAGCUAAUGGAACUACUGCAAGUGCAUCAUCAAAAGGAGGGAAUGAGAAGGAGCGAGCCCAAACACAUGUACAAGGUACAUAUACAGGAAGUGGCUCAUUUCAAGCACAAGCUCAAAUAGCUGGAGACAAUAAAGAAGCUGAAAGUGAAGUGAGCGGAAGCAAGAAAGGGGCAUCAAGUUCAGCAACUGGUAGCGGUCGUAAUAAUAAAUCUCAAGCUAAUGUGCAGUUAGGAUCUGAAACCGGAUCAGUACAAACACAAUCUCAAAGCAGUGGGGCGAUGCAUUCAUCUAACUCGCAGGUUCAAGGCAGCGUAAAAGGGGGCACGGCAGAUGCGCAAGCACGAGGGCCAGGCAGCACAUCGUCGCAAGCACAAAUUGGAUUCACUCCAUUCAAAGACGGUGACAAAUCACACGAUCUUCAAAAGUCACCCUUCGUCGGAGGCGGAAUGGCAUCAGCUCAAUCUAGUGGAAGGACCGGACAGUCUCAAUCUCAACUACAUGGAACGUUUAAGUAUGGGAUCAGUUAUAAUGGUGCUGCACAAUCCGGCGCUAGUCUUGAUAAAGACGCUGUAUUUGCUAAUAGAUUAUCCUUUGAUAAAAUCGAUGUUUUCGAUGAAAAAGAAAAAAAUAUAGACGUCGAUAAUACAGAGGCCCCUCAAACAACUGACAUUAGUAGUUCGUCUGAACCAAUUCCAUUACCUGACCUGCCUGCAGUUGAGGAUCAAACAAGAACAGAAAAAUCUACAGAUGAAAGAUUAAGUUUGGACGGUACUCACCCGCAUUCUGAACAUCAUAAAAUCGAAACAACACAAGCGCCGACCGAACCCGCAGCCCGGCGUUCAUUCACAAACAACAAUAAUAAUAGAGCCGACUACGAGUACUCCACUGAUAAAGAUGACAACCAACCAUUUGAAUAUGAUGAAGGAUUUAUGCCAGACGGAUCUGACGGCGGCGAGUCAAACACUGGAGAUUACCCUAACUACGACGAAUACCCUAAAGAAACACAGACUCAUCAAUCUCUAAAAACUCCAGAUAAAGCUGUAAAAGUGCGACAGAUCACUGGUGGUAACACACAACACAUAUUACUCGGGUCGCUGAAAGAUCAAGACGCUGAAAUAACGCAAAGGAACUCCGAGCGCCCGGAUGAGGCACGUGUCUAUCAGCCCGGCGAAAGAAUUCCAGGAACCGGGGGAUACAGUAUACCGAUUGGCUUCACAGGAAGUGUGAGAUCAGUGGCGUCGAAAGACAAAACUUACGUUGAAGGAACACAAGAGUCCCCCUCACAAGCGCAGAGUGUAAAGCUGACUCCGGGCUCUGGCAAACUGAAGUACAAACCUCAGAGCUACAACAGGUACGUGCGUCCGUCGGACCUUCGGUCGCUACAUGGCAAAGACGACGGCAGAUACCUUUCUGUGUCUAAAUCAGUAACACGAUCUUUAGACGAUCAGAACAACAUAAGGAAACAAUACUCUCAUACGUAUUAUACUAAAUCUUCCUCGUGCGGCUACUUUACUUUUACUUGUACAAUGGUCAGUAGCGCUGAAGGAAAGAAAAAAGUAUGUAAGCCAAAGAUACCAACGAAUCCCGACGGUACACCUAUUAAAUGUUGAUAAUAGAUCAUAAAAAUUUAAGCGAUAUUUACUAUAUAGUUAUCAUAAUAAUUAUAGCGUAUAUAUUUAUAUUUAAUAAGUAGUUGUAUUUUUAGGUUUAAUUUUAACAAUAUUACAACACAUUAAAAGAUGUAAAUAGUCCAGUUUAUUUUAAGUGUUUAAAGGAAAUUAUAAUAAAUAUUAUCAAUAUAAAGUUUUUCUUUA
Messenger RNA from Leptidea sinapis, 4982 nucleotides. RefSeq names its product collagen alpha-1(III) chain-like. The transcript is spliced from 6 exons. The coding region runs from base 27 to 4778 and encodes 1583 amino acids. The record is from RefSeq and is a predicted model, not a curated record. Lineage: Eukaryota; Metazoa; Arthropoda; Insecta; Lepidoptera; Pieridae.